AUGGAAGAUCAAACCCUAAAUUUUCCCGAAGAUUUCUUAGUCGAUCCAAUAAUCAAGAAAAGAGCCGGAAAGCGGAAGAUUGAGAAGAAGCCUAUCAUCAACAAAGCAAGCAGACAAGUUACAUUUACGAAGCGGCGAGGCGGGUUGUUUAAGAAGGCGGCUGAGUUAUGUUCUUUAUGCGGUUCCGAGGUUGCCGUCAUCACUUUCUCCGGCGCUGGUAAACUCUACUCCUUUGGUCACCCGAAUGCCGACACGAUUGUUAAUCGCUAUAUUAAUUAUACGGCGGGAAUAAUAAAUGGUGGUAAUGAGAAUGAGAAUAAUUACUUUGGUACGGGUGGUGUACCUUCUGAGCAGUAUAAGAGGGUUUUAAGUGAUAUUGAGGUUGAGAAGAAAAGGACCAAUGGGAUUAGUCCACAUGGUGAUAAUUGCGAGGUCGGGUUUUGGUGGGAUAAGCCGAUUGAUAAUUUAGGGCUUUUGGAGCUUGAAGAAUUGAAGGUUUCUCUCGAGGGCUUACGUGAUCAAGUUUCUUCUAGGGUUAAUUCGAUUAAUAAUAAUAUUAAUUGUUCUUCCAAUAAUUCGACUAGUCAAUUUUCUGACUUGGUUUAAUUUUGAUCGAAGAAAAUUAGGGUUUUAUGUAAGAUUCCUAGUACUCUAGUAAUAUUACUAUUAGAUAUUUAG
This is a messenger RNA of Chenopodium quinoa (quinoa), 678 nucleotides long. RefSeq names its product agamous-like MADS-box protein AGL62. The record is from RefSeq and is a predicted model, not a curated record. Lineage: Eukaryota; Viridiplantae; Streptophyta; Magnoliopsida; Caryophyllales; Amaranthaceae. Bases 1 to 606 code for a protein of 201 amino acids. Gene Ontology annotation, biological process: regulation of transcription by RNA polymerase II. Gene Ontology annotation, molecular function: protein dimerization activity; RNA polymerase II cis-regulatory region sequence-specific DNA binding; DNA-binding transcription factor activity, RNA polymerase II-specific. The transcript has a single exon.